UGUAGGCAUAGGGGUUAAAUUAAAACCACCCAACAAAGCUGCCGAUGUAAAGCCAUCAGCAAAAGCGGAACCACCAGUUGACAUACCAAUACCGACAGUAAAAGUUAACAUACCACCGGUAAAAGUUAAAGUACCACCGGUAAAAGUUAAAGUACCGCCGGUAAAAGUUAACAUACCGCCGGCAAAAGUUAAAGUACCGCCAGUAAAAGUUAACAUACCGCCGGUAAAAGUUAAAGUACCGCCAGUAAAAGUUAACAUACCGCCGGCAAAAGUUAAAAUACCGCCGGCAAAAGUUAACAUACCGCCCGUAAAAGUUAACAUACCGCCGGCAAAAGUUAAAGUACCGCCGGUAAAAGUUAACAUACCACCGGCAAAAGUUAAAGUACCGCCAGUAAAAGUUAACAUACCGCCGGCAAAAGUUAACAUACCGCCGGCAAAAGUUAAAGUACCGCCGGUAAAAGUUAACAUACCGCCGGUAAAAGUUAAAGUACCGCCGGCAAAAGUUAACAUACCGCCGGUAAUCCCAUCAAUUGGCACGGGACUGCCAAAAAAGCCAAAGUUACCAAAACUACCGAUUAAUACAAACUUACCGCUACCAAAACCACAAAUUGAAACAGACUUACCAAAGCUACCGGGACCUAUAACCAACACAAAGUUACCAAUCGAUACAGGAUUCAAGAAGCUACCAGAUCAUAUAACCAACAUUGGUACAGGAUUCAAGAAGCUACCAGGACCUAUAACCAGCGUUGGUGCAGGAUACGGGAAGCUGCCAGGACUGAUAACAAGCACAAAUAGUAAUUCAACUAAUAAUCCUGUUACCUCAUCCACUUUCGGCAAUAAUUCAAAUACCAAACCUGUUACCUCAUCCACUUUCAGCAGUAAUUCAACUAAUAAUCCUGUUACCUCACCCACUGUCGGCAAUACUAAUCUUGUUACCUCGCCCACUAUCAGCAGUAAUUCAAAUACUAAUCCUGUUACCUUACCCACACUUUCCAAUCCUGACCCAACCACCGAUGACAAAGAUUUAAUCGCAGCCACUUCAAAUUCUGAUCAAACAUCAACAACUUCACCUACUACAACUAAUGUUCUUGCACUGCCUAUUGGUGGUACCAACUCACCAAUGACCGAUGGUUAUAGGAAGAAUGAUGAUGGUCAUGAAACUAAAACCCAUGGAAUAGAACCAUAUUUGCCGUUUCCAUCAUUACCAACAAACCCUAGAUAUAUAAGCCCUUAUGAUUCAAGGUCUCCGUAUUUUAUCCCCGCCAUAACAGGAACCAUAAUAGCCAUCAUAUUAAUCAUAUCGAUUAUAUUUAUCGUGAUAAAGAAAACAGUAUUUGUAAAAGGAACUUAUGACAACCGAGGUAAACAGAGGAGAAGCUACUCUUUCUUUAAACGAUUAGAUGAUACAGAGAGUGUACUUAAUGGUGGAUUGCCAACGACACGAAAUAGUCAGUUUGGAACCAUUGAAAAUUUGAAUGAAGUUUCUGUAGAUCCGGAAUCUUCAAUGAACACUGGAAGUGAACAUAGUGUCGCGACCGUUAUAUAG
Acaulospora morrowiae is the source of this 1546-nucleotide messenger RNA. NCBI's taxonomy places the organism in Eukaryota, Fungi, Glomeromycota, Glomeromycetes, Diversisporales, Acaulosporaceae. The record is from the annotation of a GenBank genome assembly.